AUGGCUAUCCAUGGCAAAGUCUACGAUAUCACAUCAUUCCUCCCCAAUCACCCGGGCGGUAAAGCCAUCCUCCUGAAGAAUGCAGGCAAAGAUGCUAGCAAAGCGUUCGAUGCCAUCCAUCCAGUUGAGAUCUUGGAAGAGUAUAUACAGCCUGGCCAAAUGAUGGGAACCUUUGAAGUCACAGCACCGGGAGCUGGGCUGCAAUCGGAUAUGCCUUCUACGGACGUACUCGCGGACCCAUCGCCAUCACCAGAUAAGUCAGAUGACAUACCACCAGUGUCUCAGAUCCUGAGCAUCGCUGAGAUGGAGCACUAUGCCUUGCGAAAGAUGAGCCCAAAAGCCAUCUCGUACUACGCCUCCGGAACAGAUGACGAGGUCACCAAGAUUGGGAAUGGCACCAUCUUCCGUUCCAUCCUCCUACGACCACGAGUCUUUGUUGACUGCACACGGUGCUCCUUAUCGACAAACCUCCUCGGAAAUGCAGUCGGAAUGCCAAUCUACAUUUCGCCCGCGGCCAUGGCCAAGUUGGCGCACCCAAUAGGCGAGGCAGGCAUCGCAGCAGCGUGCUCAAAGUUUAAGGGCUUGCAGAUCAUUAGCAAGAAUGCGUCAAUGUCUCCCUCGGCAAUUGUCCAGGCCGGCCCAGACGCGACUUAUGCAUGGCAGCUCUACGUCCUGAAGGAUAUCGAAGCAACUGAGAGGACGUUGGCGCAGAUACGAGCCAUUCCUCAAAUCAAAUUCAUCGUGCUCACACUUGACGCGCCAUUCCCCGGCAAGCGAGAAGCAGACGAGCGAUUCAAGAUGGUAGAGGUUGCGGGAGGCGCCCCGCCGGGGGUAUGGGGCACGGAAUCGGGCCUCACGUGGAAGAAGACACUCGCCUGGCUCACCAAACAGACGACUCUCCCGAUUGUGCUGAAAGGCAUCCAGACGCAUGAGGAUGCGUAUGCGGCGAUCCUGUUUCCCAGUGUGAAGGGCAUCAUCAUUUCGAAUCAUGGUGGACGGGCUCUGGAUACGACAAUGACGCCUGUACAAGUGCUUCUGGAGAUUCGGAAGUUCUGUCCGGAAGUAUUUGACAGGAUUGACGUUCUCAUUGAUGGAGGCAUCGAAAGGGGUACAGACGUCGUCAAAGCUCUAGCUCUAGGAGCCAAGGGUGUCGGUAUUGGGAGGGCGGCGCUGUACAGCUUAGCUGUUGGGGGGCAAGCGGGUGUAGAAAAGGCACUACAGAGUAAGUUCGAUUUGGUCGCAAGAGGUUCCAUGCGCGAAUCGUGA
This is a messenger RNA of Colletotrichum fioriniae, 1266 nucleotides long. RefSeq lists its product as uncharacterized. NCBI's taxonomy places the organism in Eukaryota, Fungi, Ascomycota, Sordariomycetes, Glomerellales, Glomerellaceae. Gene Ontology annotation, molecular function: oxidoreductase activity; heme binding. The record is from RefSeq and is a predicted model, not a curated record.